UAGAUAGAUAGAAAGCUCGCUUUUGCACAACCGGAGAAGGUUUUUUUUCCCGAGCGAAAGCAGCGAGCGCAUCGUGGCGGCCGACGGGGACGACUGGAAAACUUCACAGUAAGAAACAAAUCUGAGAGAACGGGAGCAAACCGGAUAAGGAUUGAAGGACGUGAAGAUAUAUAAUAGCGAUAGAAAUUAAAGAAAAAGAAAAGAAAAAGAAAAAGAGUUUGGAUAACAACGCGCGGGGGUGACUGGUGACUGGUGACUCUGGUACGCGGAGGAAUUUAUUGCCGUUAACCGGGAAUCGCGCGCGUUGUGCUUGUGCGCCCGCGCACGUGCAUGUGUACACCGGAGAGGACAAGGUGUCUCUGUGCGUUUGAGCGGAGAGCAGAGCGUUAGGAGAGUGGACAGGAGAGGCGGCACAAUGCGGAGACGGAGCUCCACUUUCACCGCCGCUGCCUGCGUCUAUCUCCUGAUACACUGCUUCUGCACGGAGCUGUGUGAAGCAUCAGGCUACUUUGAGUUGCGUGUGCUGACAGUCAGGAACGUCAACGGGGAGCUGCAGAGCGGCUCCUGCUGCGAUGGUACACGGAACACGGCGGACAACAGAUGCACGCAGGACGAGUGCGACACAUAUUUCCGCCUGUGCCUUAAGGAGUACCAAUCCAAAGUGACCCCCGGUGGGCCGUGCAGUUUUGGCAGUGGAUCUACUCCGGUGAUCGGUGGGAACGUUGUCUCAACCAAAAACCUGGCAGAAAACGACAAGGCUCGCAUCAUGCUGCCUUUCAGCUUCGCCUGGCCGCGGUCGUACACAAUGAUCGUGGAGGCCUUGGACUUCAACAACGACUCAAGCACUGGCAGCGGCGGCGGUCAAGUGAUCGAGAGAGCCAUGCAGUCAGGGAUGAUCAACCCAAGCCGACAGUGGCAGACUCUUAAACACAACGGUGGGGUGGCACAGUUCGAGUACCAGAUCCGCGUCACCUGCGACGAAUACUAUUACGGCUUUGGAUGCAACAAAUUCUGCCGGCCACGAGACGACUUCUUCGGCCACUAUAACUGUGACCACAACGGCAACAAGACGUGCCUGGAGGGUUGGGCUAGCCCCGAAUGCAGCACCGCAAUCUGUAAGCAAGGCUGUAGCACUAAACAUGGAUCCUGUAAAGCACCCGGAGAGUGCAGGUGUUUGUAUGGGUGGCAGGGGGAGUAUUGUGAUCAGUGUAUCCCACACCCCGGCUGUGUGCACGGUACCUGUGAGGAACCGUGGCAGUGUCUCUGUGACACCAACUGGGGAGGACAGCUCUGUGACAAAGACCUAAACACGUGUGCCACACGGCAGCCGUGUCUGAAUGGAGGAACAUGCAGUAAUACAGGACCAGACAAGUAUCACUGUUCCUGUCCUGAUGGUUACUCAGGCCAGAACUGCGAAAGAGCGGAUAAUGCCUGUCUUUCGGAACCGUGUCUGAAUGGAGGACGCUGUACGGAGAGCAGUCAGGGCUUUGAGUGCCAGUGUGCUCCCGGAUGGACUGGUCCGACCUGCGCCAUCAACAAAGAUGACUGCAAUCCUAACCUGUGUAACCAUGGAGGGACGUGUGUGGACCUUGUCAACGGCUUCAAGUGCGUCUGUCCUGCGCAGUGGAUCGGCAAAACCUGUCUCAUUGAUGCGGAUGAAUGUGCUGAGAACCCGUGUGUCAAUGCUCACGUCUGCCGAAACCUGAUUGGUGGAUACUUCUGUGAGUGUCUCCCCGGUUGGACAGGACCGAACUGUGACAUUAAUGUUAAUGACUGCGAAGGGCAAUGUCUAAAUGGAGGAACUUGUAAGGACCUGGUGAAUGGGUACAAGUGUUUGUGUGCAGCAGGAUUCUCAGGCGAUCAUUGUGAGAAAGAUAUCGAUGAGUGUGCGAGUCAGCCCUGUCUGAACAAGGGCCAGUGCCGCGAUGAUGUCAACGGCUUCCAGUGCCUGUGCCUGCCUGGUUUCUCUGGAAACUUAUGCCAGUUGGAUAUUGACUACUGCGAGGGAAAUCCAUGUCAGAAUGGAGCGCCGUGUUUUAACCUGGCGACGGAUUAUUACUGUAAAUGUCCUGAGGAUUACGAGGGCAAGAACUGCUCCCAUCUCAAAGACCACUGUCGCACCACACCUUGCGAAGUGAUUGACAGCUGCACGGUCGCUGUAGUUUCGAACAGCACCCCGGGCAAUGUGCGUUACAUCUCCUCCAAUGUUUGCGGUCCUCACGGCCAGUGCCGUAGCCUCAACGGUGGCCAUUUCAGCUGCGAGUGUCAGGAGGGCUUCACUGGAACGUACUGCCACGAGAACAUUAACGAUUGCGAGAGCAGCCCCUGCAUUAACGGAGGGACAUGUAUCGAUAAAGUGAAUGUGUACCAGUGUAUCUGCGCUGACGGCUGGGAGGGACCUGACUGCAAGACUAAUAUCGAUGACUGCAGCAAGAACCCGUGUCACGAUCGCGGUGUGUGUCGUGACCUUGUAAAUGACUUCUACUGCGAGUGCAAAAACGGCUGGAAGGGCAAGACCUGUCACUCACGUGAGAGCCAGUGCGACGAUACGACGUGUAACAACGGUGGUACGUGCUACGAUGAAGGAGAUUCCUUCAAAUGCAUGUGUGCGUCUGGCUGGGAGGGGACGAGCUGCAACAUCGCGAAGAACAGCAGCUGUAUUCCCAACCCGUGUGAGAACGGCGCCACCUGCGUCGUCAGUGGCGACCGUUUCACCUGCGUGUGCAAGGAAGGAUGGGAGGGACUCACCUGCAGCCAGAACUCGAAUGACUGCAACCCACACCCAUGCUACAACAGCGGGACGUGUGUAGAUGGGGAUAAUUGGUACCGGUGCGAGUGUGCCGCAGGCUUCGCCGGACCCGACUGUCGCAUCAACAUUAACGAGUGUCAGUCAUCUCCGUGUGCGGCCGAUGCGACGUGUGUGGACGAGAUUAACGGCUACCGCUGCUUGUGUCCGUCUGGGAGAACCGGAGCGAGGUGUCAGGAAGUGAACAGACUUCCCUGUACGGAUGGCGGCCACGUUGUAGCUGACGGAGCGAGAUGGGACAAGGACUGUAACUCCUGCUACUGUCACAAUGGCAGAGUCACCUGCACAAAGCUGUCGUGCGGGCCGAGUCCGUGUCGCCUGCUUGGGUCCGAGCGAGGAGAUUGUCCUGUGGGCCAAUCGUGUGUUCCGGUGCAGGAGGACCACUGCUUCGUGCGGCCGUGUCCAAAGCAAGGCGAGUGCUGGUCUGAUCAGAUCACGCCCGUCCAGUCCCGGUGCCACCCAGAGAGCGACUGCGCCAAUGUCACGUUCACUUUCACGAAAGAUGUCAUGCCAAAGGGUGUGACGGUGGAGCAGGUGUGUCGAGAGCUGCGCAGUCUCGAUGUGGUGAAGAAUCUCUCAUCCGAGUUCUCCAUCUCCAUCACCUGUGAGCCUUCCACCACCGCCAGCAGCGAAAUUCACGUCGCCAUCCAGGUUUCCGAUGACGGUGGCAGCAGCCACGCACCGGUUAAAGGGAUCACGGACAGGAUCAUCGACGUGGUGAGCAAACGCAGCACUAACAGCACAAUCCUCACUGCCAUUGCGGAGGUCCGUGUCCAGCAAAGGCCCAGCAGCAUCCCCAACGAUUACCUGGUGCCAGUGCUAGUUUCUGUGGCUACAGUGAUCUGGGCGCUAGCCUUGGCAUGGGCAGCGUUCUGGUGUGUACGUCGACGUCGCAAGCAGAACGCGAGCGCCACAGCAACUGGGUACACAGCCGCACCAUUGGCCGCGCCGACGGCCGAGGACAACAACGCAGCCAACAACGCACGUGAGAACCUGCACCAGAUCAAAAACCACAUUGAGAAAAACGCCGUCAGCGCCAAGAUCGGACCGCAAAAACUCCCGCCUCAGGAGACGAUAACGCCUGAGGACGACCCGGACACCGAGAAACGUCUCCACAAAGCGCGGUUUCCACGGCGACCGGUGUACGCGCUAGUGGAGUGCGACGAGCGGCCUCGUGGCCUGCACGAAAAACGAGCUCACUGGACUAACAAACGCGACAACAGAGACUUGGAGUCCCAGAACAGCUUGCACAGAAUGGAGUAUAUCGUAUAGCGGCUGCAAGGAAACUAGGUAUGCUAGGCAGCAGUCACCGUGACAACCGUUACGGCUGCACCCCAGAGGUGAAGGACUAGAGUCAGCACCGAAAUUUUCCGGCUCACCCUUCGAGCGGGAGACUCGGCCUCUGUUACGGGAAAUUGGACCGUUUUGUGUCGAGAUGAAGAAAAAGGAGAAAAUGAGGAAACGUCCCCACAGCAAAAUUUAUGGCAUAGACACACUGACUAAUUGGGUCAGAUCGAGGUUGUUGUGGGUUGGCUGGUUUUCCGGUUUUCCCCCGGUUUAAAAAGAAAAAAAAAUAACAAUCAUGUCGUCUCGGGUACUUUACCUAGCGAUGAAUUUACAAACAAGCGAUUUUUUUUGUCAUCGUGGAUAAAUUCGAAUUCCUUUGUGUGCGGUAGAAUUUCGAAGGCACACCGAUUUGCACUCAGCAAGAAUGCGUCAGUGUUUUUUUUUUGUUUUUUUGUUUUUUUGUUUUUUUCUUCAGAUCAUUUCACAGAGAUGGAGGGUUUAGACCUGAUUCCUCAGAUCUCAUAAAAACCCCCGCUGUGUAUCAGAGCGGACGUGCUGAUAGAAGUAAAGCUGAUCUCAGACCAGGUUUGCUGUUUAGGUUCACUAGUAGAGAUGAAGGGAAUGUUGUCUCAGUGAUAUUUCAGACCAUCGUCUCGACACGACUCCAAACGGGAGAAACCUCCUAGCUCGCUUCAUAGCGUACGUCUGAGGGCAGCCGUCUUAAUCCUCACGUUUUUAGCAGUAAAUCAUUUGAGUCAUUUUCUCUCGUCUCAUCUGGUGUGUUUUGAGUGUAACAGCUGCCCUUAGUUUGCUGUUAUAAAGCGAGUUUUUUCUACAGACACAGGAAAUCGAAACAGGGUUGAAAAACGCAGAGUCGUCUUUUAAAUGUUUAUAAUAUGAACGAACACCCUGGAUCUGACGCCGGGGGUGAGCCGACUCGCAAAACACAAAAACAUCGGAUAUCGUGAUGCUCAAAGAUCACGAUAAAGAACGACAAGGCAAAUGAUCCGGCUGAGGGAAGACGAGUUGCUCUUAGAUGCUUUCAGUAAAGCGCGACGUAUCGUAUCUUCGUAUCGUAUCGCCGUAUCGUAUCGCCGUAUCGUAUCGGCCCACCCCUGAGUAAAAAACACGUUAAUUAAACUUCCUGUUAGCACAAAAGUGCCUGCAACACCACCCCACGACAACCACAACAACCAAAACUUUAUCAUCUUCAUCAUCUUCAUCAUUAAUAUUAUUAUUAUUAUUAUUUAUUGUCAUGCGUAUUGUUUUGUUUUGCAGGUGGCAGGUCAAACUUCAGUCCCUUGCAAUAUGAAGAAUUUAAUUGUUGACUUUUACUAUGACGUCCACGUUGUGUAGAUGUUUCUUUUGUAUGUACAUAUGUUUUUUAAUUAAUCAUUGUGUAUAUUUGAUUUAAUAACUUAAUAUUCGAGAGCCUAUCAUUCCUUUAUUUUUAUUUUUUUUUAAUUUAUGUGCUUCAUUUAGAUUCGAAGGUUCGACAGCUUUGUAAGCUUUCUACUUCCUUAUUUUUGACAGAAAACGUUUGUUUCACAUGCAAAUAAAUAAAUAAUUAAAUACAUCAUAAUAAUAAUAAUAAUAAUAAUAAUAAUAAUAAUAAUAAUGCCAAAAGUGUUUAUGAAAGAAUAGUUUUAAUUUUUAUUUCUGUAUGAAAUGAAAAUGCGCUGUACAAACUUUAAAAAAAAAAAAAUUUACACUUCAAUGGUUUGGUCAGGAUUAUUCCUGGAAUGUUUCUGAAACAGUGGUGGAGAACGAUGGGAAAGAAAGAAAGAAAGAAAGAAAGAAAGAAAGAAAGAAAGAAACAUGAAUUAACGCGUCUUACCACAAAGACAAACAUUAAAGUGAGUAGGCAUUUCUGCAGUGGUGUAUUUCUAUAUUUUGUCAUGAAUCAGUCUAGAAUGUUCUGUCGCUGUGUUGAUAUAAGCAACACUCUUCCCGUAGCAGUAUUUCUGUAGUGAGGUGAAAUUAAAGCUCAUAGCCAGCUGUUUUCUUUUCCCAAACGACUGAGGAAACGAGAAGUAGAGCGUUUUACAAAUUCAAAGAGCUUCACUUUUCCUGGAAAAAUCAAAUCUCUGUAUGAUUUUUGUAAAAUAUUUUGUUAUUACCUUAAUCGUUUUAGGACAGAAUUAAAGGGCAGGUCCGUCAAAGUAGUAGUGAGCUCUUUCCUCUGAGUGACGCUGGCCAGGACAUGGUACAGUUUUUUUUUUUUUUAGGCCUCUCAGAACAAAAAAAACAAGACAAGUUUUGGUUUUACUUUAGUGUUAAACUUGAGAACUUUUGCUAUUUUUUUUUUGUCUUUAUUUGUGUGUCAUUUGAAAGAAA
Molecule: messenger RNA, 6430 nt
Organism: Tachysurus fulvidraco (yellow catfish)
Lineage: Eukaryota; Metazoa; Chordata; Actinopteri; Siluriformes; Bagridae
Gene: jag1a
Product: jagged canonical Notch ligand 1a
Exons: 26
Coding region: 416-4078 (1220 amino acids)
Biological process (GO): cell communication; Notch signaling pathway; multicellular organism development
Cellular component (GO): protein-containing complex; plasma membrane
Molecular function (GO): Notch binding; calcium ion binding
Source: RefSeq, a predicted model, not a curated record